Messenger RNA from Annulohypoxylon maeteangense, 642 nucleotides. RefSeq lists its product as uncharacterized. The record is from RefSeq and is a predicted model, not a curated record. Lineage: Eukaryota; Fungi; Ascomycota; Sordariomycetes; Xylariales; Hypoxylaceae. The transcript has a single exon. Bases 150 to 491 code for a protein of 113 amino acids.
AUCCCAGUUCUCCAAUCUUUUCAAUCUUUUUUUUUCUUUUUUCCAAGUUCCCCUUGUCGAAUUUCUUCAGGCGUGCAAAUACUUUUACAGGAUCGGAAACUAGGACGAAAGGAGCAAGGAGUGGUUUCUUUACGGAGAAAACGCAACAAAUGCGCCGACGACUCAAGCUAACUGGAAUCUCGGCCCAGGGUCGCGUCGAAACACCUCAAACAUCGCACCACUUGCAGCACACACUCAUCCGUUCCUACGGCCUACUGCUGGCCUUUGCCUAUGGGUGCGUGUUAUGUUCGUGUGCUGAACCCCCCACCCCCCCUUCUUUGGCAUCUGAUCCCCUUGUUCCUCUCGUCUCGGCUACGCAUAGGCACGUACAUACAUACAUACCUACAUAUCAUACCUUACUACUUGCCAUACACUACAUACACACUACAUACGUACAUACACAUCCAUACGCAUCCACUUCCCACGCAAUACAUAACACUACAAGGAAGUAGGCAGGGUAGGUAGUAGGCCAAAGUAGGGUCAGGUAGAGCUACCUUAGCUGGCUGGUUCUCCUGGCUGGCUGGCUGACUGGCUGACUGACUGGCCGGUUGGCCCACGCCCACCGUUCGAAGGUGUCGAGAGCGUCCAAAGUCCACCAGUCCA